CGGGGAAGUCACUCUACACUCAAUAACCCGAAGCUAGAAAAGCAUCGACGAGAAAUGUGAACUGAACUCACUCAUUUAUAUUGUCCAAUUAUAAGGCACCACCACCAACUCAUUUCAAUAUUCUCUCUUGUCUAAAAAACAAGUAUGAAAUUCAAGUCAAGAAGAUUAGAAGCAGAAGCAGGAGCACUGGUCUUAUUCUUUCUCAUUUUGUCAUCGUCAUCUUCUUCCAAUUACGCCAAACCAAGCACCAUCAUUCAUCAAUUCAAGGAAGCCCCCGAAUUCUACAACUCCCCAGAAUGCGCCUCCCUCACCCACAGCAGCGACAGCUACAUAUGUUCGGAGGAAGCGGUACACGUGGCAAUGACGCUGGACACUACAUACAUCCGAGGAUCCAUGGCGGCGAUCCUCUCGGUCAUCCAACACUCGUCGUGCCCGCAGAACACAUUCUUCCACUUCGUCUGCUCCUCUAGCGCGUCCCUCCUACGCGCCGCGAUCUCCCACUCAUUCCCUUACCUCAACUUCCACCUCUACACCUUCGACGACUCCCAGGUCUCGGGCCUCAUCUCCACCUCAAUCCGCUCCGCACUGGAUUGCCCCUUAAACUACGCGCGCUCCUACUUGCCCAGCCUCCUACCCCUCUGCGUGCGGCGCGUGGUGUACCUGGACUCCGACCUAAUCCUCGUCGACGACAUUGCCAAGCUGGCAGCCACACUACUAGGCGAAAACACGGUCCUGGCAGCCCCCGAAUACUGCAACGCCAACUUCACCUCGUACUUCACCCCAACGUUCUGGUCCAACCCUUCGCUGUCUCUCACGUUCGCGGAUAGGAGGCCGUGCUACUUCAACACGGGGGUUAUGGUCAUCGAUUUGGAGCGGUGGCGGGAGGGGGAUUACACCACCAAAAUCGAGGAGUGGAUGGAGCUGCAGAAGAGGAUGAGAAUCUAUGACUUGGGUUCUCUGCCGCCGUUUUUGCUUGUCUUUGCUGGGAAUAUUGCUUCCGUGGAUCAUAGGUGGAACCAGCACGGCCUCGGUGGUGAUAAUUUUCGUGGCCUUUGCAGAGAUCUGCACCCUGGUCCUGUUAGUCUCUUGCAUUGGAGUGGGAAAGGUAAACCGUGGGUUCGGUUGGACGCUAAUAGGCCUUGCCCUUUGGAUGCGCUUUGGGCACCCUAUGAUCUAUUGAACACACCCUUCUCUUUGGAUUCUUGAACAAAAAAUUUAUUCAAAUUCGGAUUAUGAUAGGAUCCAUAUAAAUAUAUACUCAUACAUAUAUACAAUUUGAGCUCUCUCUCUCUCUCUCUGCUGGCGCUUUCGGAUCGGACUACGAUGGAACGUACGGUUCAAUGCAAAGGGUGACGAUUUUUUUUAUUUUGUAGAUUCGUACAGAUCUGAAGUGAACACAAGGCAACGCAGAUUCAAACGGGGAGGAAAGAAAAAGGUGAACUGAAGAGGGUGAAUGAGAUUCGGGAAUUUUAAAGUGACAGGUAAUUGUACUGUUGUUAUUGUAUCAACUAUCAAGAUAACUGUGCAUAUAAAGAGCUUCCAUAUUUUGGAUGCGUAAAUUCCUCAACUUUUUUUAUUUUCAACUUAAUAAAGCUCUGUAUAGAGUAUAACACAUUGAUUGUUCUUCCUUUUAUUAUAUUGCGCCACGGUAAUAAUUCGAAGUUAGUUUGGUUUUCA
This is a messenger RNA of Glycine soja, 1677 nucleotides long. RefSeq names its product probable galacturonosyltransferase-like 1. NCBI's taxonomy places the organism in Eukaryota, Viridiplantae, Streptophyta, Magnoliopsida, Fabales, Fabaceae. The transcript has a single exon. Gene Ontology annotation, cellular component: Golgi apparatus. Gene Ontology annotation, molecular function: glycosyltransferase activity. The coding region runs from base 145 to 1206 and encodes 353 amino acids. The record is from RefSeq and is a predicted model, not a curated record.